Macaca mulatta (Rhesus monkey) is the source of this 2050-nucleotide messenger RNA. The record is from RefSeq and is a predicted model, not a curated record. NCBI's taxonomy places the organism in Eukaryota, Metazoa, Chordata, Mammalia, Primates, Cercopithecidae.
AUGCAUUCCCAGAGUGGCCUCAGCGACCCUUCUGGUCCCACCUGCCCCUCCCAGCCCUACCACCUGGCAAGAGGUGGGCCCCCUGCCCCCAUCAGCCCCAUGGAGGAGCCGCAUGUCACCCGAAGCCCAGUCCAGCUAAGUUCUCCAGGGACAAGCAACGAAAGGGAGGAGGAGAAAAAGGAGGAGGAGGAGGAAAAGGAGGAGGGGCGUGCAACUCCCAGGGCUUCUUACUGCACCAUCCCUCUGCGUCCCACUCCCCACCCUCUGGCCUGUCUUCUCACUGGCAAGCCCUCCUUGGGUGUCUGGUUCCUAUGUGGGCAACACUUACCUCUGUGUGCUGGUGACCCGUGGAGCUUCCAGAACAAUGUGUGCAGUCCGGAGCUGACCCCCCUGCCACCCCAACAGGGGCUACCUGGGCACUGCACUCCCCAGGCUUCCCUCCUCAUCCCUCAGCAGGGGCAUUGUGGGGGUGUGAGCACACAUGCUCGGCAGGUGCUGGAUCUGUGCUGGGCUUCUGAGCAUCAGAGGCCCCAAUGUGCCCCUCCAGGCUUCCUAGUCACCUCCAUUGGGCACAGCAGGAAGCCCCCAGGCUGGGGCAGGGGCAGGAGUUCAGAUGGAGACAGGCAGUUCAGCAGCCAAAGUCCCCAUUGUAACAGGCGCUGCUUUCCACCAGUGUGUAGCACCUGGUGGUGGGGACACCCAGAGGGGCCUGGGUGGGAGACCCCCACACCUGCUCCCACCUGCUCACUGACCUCCUGCCUGUCCCUAUGGGGGUCUCUAGCCACCUGUGUACAACAGAGGGGGAAUCAGACUGUGGCCACCCUCUCUAGACCUGCACCCCGUUCCUUUCUGCAGCCGGACGGGCUGGCCAAGAGCAACCGAUUGUGGAGGGACAGGUGCGUGCCAGACGUGAGCAGAGAAGACAGACGCAGGUGUGGCUGUGGGCAGGGCGGCCUCUCUAAGGUCCCCAGGAGUAGUGGGGGAUCUGUUUGCAGGACAGAGUCAUGGGAAGCCUGGGCCAGCCAGGCAGGUCCUGCCAGUGGGGAAGGAGGUGGCUGCUCCCACGGCUGGGCCAGAGGUGUCCCUGAUGUCCGUAGAUGGUGCUGGGAACCAAGAAAGCAGCUGCUCUUCCUCCUUCACACACGGAUCGAGUUCCGCAGCAGCCGGAGGCCGCGGACGUGAGACACCAGCUGACGCCCAGAGCCUCACAACCCCUGGACCCUGGACGCACAUUCUCCCAGGGCCGGUGCCUGGAAACAAAGGCCACCCUCGCCAGCCGGAAACUUCUAGGCUGGCAAUGGAGAUGGAACAUCCGAUGACCCCCUCUGUAUCCUCCUCUCCCCUGGGGUCCUCCAGGAAGACCUGCGUGGUCAAUGACCCACUUUGUUUUGUUUUGUUUUUGAGAUGGUGUCUUGUUGUGUCUCCCAGGCUGGGGUGCAGUGGUGCGACCUCGCUCCGGGGUUCCAGCGAUUCUCCUGCCUCAGCCUCCCAAAGUGCUGGGAUUAAGGCGUGAACCACGCACCAGGCCAAUUUUUGUAUUUUUAAUGGAGACAGGGUUUCACCAUGUUGGCCAGGCUGGUCUUGAACUCCUGACCUCAGGUGAUCCACUUGCCUCAGCCUCCUACAGUGCUGAGAUUACAGGCGUGAGCCACUGCACCCGGCUUCAAUGACCCACUUGUCCACUGCCCUGCACUUACAUCCUCAGGCAGCUGGAGCCACCUUCGGCAGGAAGCCCUCCCCCUACCACCCACUCACCCACAGGCGGGGCUUCCCCUUGGGUUGCCAUUGACCUUGUGGUCGGCAGGGCACCCGGUGCUCCCAGGUGUGUCUCCCUGCGUGGCCCAUGAGCUCUUCUGUGUGGUGCUCAGAAAUGCUGCUGGGCAGUUUUACUGAAGUUUGUACAUAUAUGAUUCGAUGAGUUUGGCAAACGACCCAGCCGUCAGGAUGCGUGAGAAUUCCUACCACCCUGGACCUGCAGCCACCCCUCUGUCUUCUGUAGCUACAGUUUUGCCUUUUCUAGAAUGUCAUAGAAAUAGAAUCAUAUAGCACA